AUGAUCAGCAUGAACCAACCAAUCAAAUUACAAUAUCUAAGGGCUUUUCAGGAGAGACAUAAUUUCUAUCAUUUUAGGCUGCAUGGUGAGAGCGGAUCUGCAGAUGUUGAUGCUAUCGAGUUAAAUCUUCCUACUAUUAUUCGUACAACUGAUAAAUAUGACCUGCAUGAUAUUUAUAAUAUGGAUAAGACAG
Messenger RNA from Dentiscutata heterogama, 193 nucleotides. The record is from the annotation of a GenBank genome assembly. Lineage: Eukaryota; Fungi; Glomeromycota; Glomeromycetes; Diversisporales; Gigasporaceae.